AUGGCUGGCCGUUAUGAUGCCAACCCUUUCGCGCCCGAAGAAGAAGUUAAUCCCUUUUCUGUAAGUGCCUCAGCUCCUCCUGCCACAAACUCAAGGCUUUCACCUCUUCCUCCUGAACCUGCGGACUUCAGCUAUGACCAUCGUGCCCCGAUCGACAUUCCUCUUGAUACACCUGCUACAGCUAUGGAUUUAAAAAAGAAGGAGAAGGAGCUGAAAGCUAAGGAGGCUGAAUUGAUAAGGCGGGAACAGGAAGUAAAGCGGAGAGAAGAUGCUCUGGCCCGAGCUGGAAUCAUUCUUGAACAGAGAAAUUGGCCGCCAUUUUUCCCAAUUAUCCACCAUGAUAUCAUGAACGACAUACCGAUUCAUUUGCACAAAUUGCAGUAUGUUGCAUUCACGACGUUGUUGGGAAUGGCAGUGUGUCUUACAUGGAAUAUUAUUGCCACAACUACAGCAUGGCUUAACGGGGAAGACGCAAAAAUUUGGUUUCUUUCUAUUAUCUACUUCAUAGCAGGAGUUCCAGGAGCCUAUGUGUUGUGGUAUCGUCCGCUUUAUCGUGCAUUUAGGACUGAAAGUGCAAUGACAUUUGGAUGGUUUUUCCUGUUUUAUGUGCUUCACAUUGGAUUCUGCAUCUUUGCCGCCAUCGCACCUCCUAUAAUUUUCAAAGGGAAAUCUAUCACAGGUAUCCUGGCUGCAGUAGCUAUCAUGAACAAGCAUACCUCAAUUGGGAUAGUAUACUUUGUCGGAUUCGGACUAUUUUGCCUUGAAUCAGUACUCAGCAUUUGGGUUAUCCAGCAAGUAUACAUGUACUUCCGAGGCAGUGGCAGAGCUGCAGAGAUGAAGCAAGAGGCUGCAAGAGGAGCUUGAGAGCAGCAAUAUGAUAACACUGCUACCUGAAUGAUGAAGGCUAGAGCAUCAUGACCC
This is a messenger RNA of Cornus florida, 921 nucleotides long. Its product is annotated as secretory carrier-associated membrane protein 3-like. The record is from RefSeq and is a predicted model, not a curated record. Bases 1 to 864 code for a protein of 287 amino acids. Lineage: Eukaryota; Viridiplantae; Streptophyta; Magnoliopsida; Cornales; Cornaceae. Gene Ontology annotation, biological process: protein transport. Gene Ontology annotation, cellular component: trans-Golgi network membrane; recycling endosome membrane. The transcript is spliced from 12 exons.